AUGUCUUCCCCUUUGAAGAUUCUCAUCAGCGGUGGUGGAAUCGCUGGAGGGUCCCUUGCUUUCUGGCUGGUCAAACUCGGCCAUGACGUUACCGUAGUCGAAUGGUUCCCUACUCUCCGCGCUACAGGACUUCAAAUCGACCUCCGAGGCCACGGCAUUGAAGUCUUGAAGCGAAUGGGUCUCGAAGAGGCGUUCCGUGCCAAAUCGGUCCCCGAGCAAGGUCUCCAGUUCGUCGACGGUUCCGGCAGGAGGCGAGGCCACUUUCCGAUGAACCAUUCGGGAAGCGGAGUACAAGACUUUACCUCCGAGUAUGAGAUUAUGAGAGGAGAUUUGUGUCGUCUCUUCUAUGAUGCCACCAGGGGCCGUGCCAAGUACAUAUUUGGCACUUCCGUGGAAAGCUUCCACCAGAAUAACGGCGGCGUAAAUGUACGCUUCAAGGACGGCAAGACGGACCAUUUCGACCUGUUGGUUGGUGCUGAUGGACAAGGAUCACGUACGCGCAAGAUGAUGCUGAAGUCCGAAGCCUCUGACGGCUUUUACCCGCUCAGGGGUAUUCAUGCCUCUUACUUCACGAUCCCGCGACCGAUCGAGAAGGGCGAAGAGUACUACUCUACGGCUUACUUUGCGACCAAUAGCCGGAUAUUAAUGACUCGACGACACAGCCCGGAAGCGAUUCAGGCGUACACUUUCUUCACAUCUCACGACGAGGAGUUUCAAAACGCUCGGCGAACUCACGGGCAGGAGGUGAAGGAUGUUGUUGCAAAGGCGUUCAAGGGCGCAGGAUGGCAAGUGGACUAUUUCCUUGAUGCGAUGAGGGACUCCAAAGACUUUUACUGCGAGCAAAUCGGCUUGGUCAAGAUUGACCACUGGUCCGAGGGCCAUGUCGCCCUUCUCGGAGACGCGGCGUAUGGCCCAUCAUCCAUGACGGGUAUGGGUACCACGUCGGCGAUAGUCGGCGCCUACGUCUUGGCUGGAGAGAUCGGGAAAUACUGCGGAUCUUCACGGCGCCAGGACGGCAUUGAAACGGCUUUACACGAAUACGAAAGAAAGAUGCGACCUUUCAUGGAUCAGGUGCAGGAAGGUAUCACCGAUGAUGCUCUCGUCUAUAAGCUUUGGCCGACUGGGCCGAUAGGGAUGGCAAUCUUGUACUGGAUUAUUGGGAUUGUAUCUUUCUUCCACAUGAACCUUGGCAAGUGGGUUCUGAAGGAGAGCGCAGUGAAGUGGAAUUUGCCAAACUACGAGGAGUUGAGACUUGAUGAGACUCACUAG
This is a messenger RNA of Colletotrichum godetiae, 1269 nucleotides long. RefSeq lists its product as uncharacterized. The record is from RefSeq and is a predicted model, not a curated record. Lineage: Eukaryota; Fungi; Ascomycota; Sordariomycetes; Glomerellales; Glomerellaceae. The transcript has a single exon. The coding region runs from base 1 to 1269 and encodes 422 amino acids. Gene Ontology annotation, molecular function: FAD binding.